Molecule: messenger RNA, 1089 nt
Organism: Impatiens glandulifera
Lineage: Eukaryota; Viridiplantae; Streptophyta; Magnoliopsida; Ericales; Balsaminaceae
Product: ubiquinone biosynthesis protein COQ9-A, mitochondrial
Exons: 6
Coding region: 35-925 (296 amino acids)
Biological process (GO): ubiquinone biosynthetic process
Cellular component (GO): mitochondrial inner membrane
Molecular function (GO): lipid binding
Source: RefSeq, a predicted model, not a curated record
ACGUAGAAGUUUUUCCGGCACCAGCGAUCGAGAAAUGUAUCGAGCGGCCGCAAAUCGCCUUCUAAUCGCGCGUUCGCGGAUCCCAAUCAAUCGAACUUCUGUGCAUUCGCCGCUAUGUUUCUCUUUAUCGUCGUUUACACACGAUCACAGACCUAAUCCGCUGCCAGAGCCUGUGAUUCUUACCGAAUCUUCAUCUUCAACUUCGACGUCGGAUGAAUCUCACCGCCGCUUCGAUGAACAUACUUCCAGAGAGACGCGAGGACCGGCUAGAUACCUAGAAGAACAAAGUCGUGUCCUGAGUGCUUCACUUCGUCAUGUGCAUAGGUUUGGUUGGACAGAAGCGGCCUUGGUUGCAGGAGCUAGGGAAGCUGGUUUAUCUCCUUCCAUAAUCGGUUCUCUUCCCAGAAAAGAAGCUGCACUUGUGGAGUUUUUCAUGGACGAGUGUCUACAAAAGCUUAUCGACACAAUCGAUUCAGACAAAGAGAUAAAGAACCUCAUACCCAGUGAACGAAUCUCAAAACUUGUCAGAAUUCGUUUAGAAAUGCAAGCUCCCUUCAUAUCUAAAUGGCCUCAAGCAUUAAGCAUACAGGCACAACCUCAAAAUCUUCCUUCAAGUUUUAAGCAGCGAGCAAUGUUAGCAGAUGAGAUCUGGCAUGCUGCUGGUGAUGAUUCAAACGACAUCGAUUGGUAUGCAAAAAGGACUGUUCUUGGUACAAUAUAUUCAUCAACUGAGGUGUACAUGCUGACUGACAAUUCCCCAGAUUUUCGUGAUACUUGGGCAUUUCUAGAUGGGCGAGUUAAGGAUGCUUUUGAUUUAAAAAAGACAUUUCAAGAGGCAAAGAAUUUGGCUGAAGCAGUUAAUGCGGGGCUCGGUGGCUCUUUACAAGGGUUUGUGAAGAAAAUGUUUCAAGGGCAGCAGUAUUAAUGGUGAAAAGAAAGUGUAUGAAUGAGAUUGUUUUCAUCUCUGUUUCAUGCUUAUUAGUGGAAUUGUAAGUGAUGUUAAUUGUUGUUUGAUCAAGUGGAUGAUGUUUUAUUAUACGUAUAAAAUGGCUCAAUAAUUUCAUUAAUUCAUUGUUUUAUUAUUAUUUA